Molecule: messenger RNA, 1785 nt
Organism: Bombina bombina (fire-bellied toad)
Lineage: Eukaryota; Metazoa; Chordata; Amphibia; Anura; Bombinatoridae
Product: vomeronasal type-2 receptor 26-like
Exons: 5
Coding region: 1-1785 (594 amino acids)
Biological process (GO): G protein-coupled receptor signaling pathway
Cellular component (GO): membrane
Molecular function (GO): G protein-coupled receptor activity
Source: RefSeq, a predicted model, not a curated record
AUGGUUACUUAUCCUACUGCUGUUAUAAGUGUCUCUGUACUUGGGAAAUUAAUACAAAUAACUGCUGUAGUGGUACCUAGGCUUCCCUAUCCCUUGGUUAUAGGAAGAAACUUUCCAGAGUAUCACACCCUAAUACAGUCUAAAGUUACAGUUAAACAGAGAGAGUCAGAGGUUGAAACAGGGGAAAUUAGUCUACAUGAAGUUUUCCCUUUCAUUCUCCCUGAUUUGUAUGCAGCCAAGCCAGAAAUGCAACUUUAUAGACACUACUUAGCUGCUAUUUUUGCAAUAGAAGAGAUUAAUCAAAGGAAUGACAUUUUACCCAACAUCACUUUGGGAUACGAAUUUUAUAACCCACUAAACAGUAUUAUUGCAGCAUUAGAUGGAACCAUGGCUAUAUUAUCUGGUGGAUCUAAAUCUAUCCCCAACUACUCUUGUACACAGAGAGGAAUCCUGGUUGGUUUUAUUGGAAGUCUGGGAUUUGAUUACUCCUCCAUAUUGUCUCUACUCACUGGACUAUACCAUUAUCCACAGAUUAACAAAUAUUUGAGAGAAGUUCAUUUUACAUCAAAGUCCAAUGAGGAUAUUUUCUUUACUCGUUAUGGAGAUGUACCAGGGCUUUAUGAUAUUGUAAACUGGAACCCAUCUGAUAUCAAAACUCAAAUGAUUCCUCUUCAAGUUGGAAUUUUUAACUUCUCAGCUCCAGCUCGUAGACAAUUUGUUAUCAAUGAAAGUAAGAUUUACUGGAGCUCUAGUUUUAAGACGGAACAUAACUCUAUGUGUAAUGAAAUGUGUGCUCCUGGCUACAGAAAAGCUCCUGGGAAAGUGUAUGCGACCUGCUGCUAUGACUGUGUAGGAUGUUCAGAGGGAGAAAUCUCAAACAUCCCAGAUGCAGAAACCUGUAAAACUUGCCCAGACGAUCAGUGGCCCAAUGAUAAGAGAACUAUGUGUAUCCUAAAGACAGUGGAGUUCCUUUCAUUUGAAGAAACAUUAGGGAAAGUCCUCACUUCAGUCUCCAUCUUCUCCUGUAUUGUCACCUUUACUGUCCUUGGGAUUUUCAUUAAGCAUCACACAACUCCUGUUGUAAAAGCAAACAACCAGAACCUCAGCUACACCCUUCUCCUCUCCCUCAUGUUGUCCUUCCUCUGCUCCUUAAUGUUCAUUGGACGUCCUGUAGAGGUGACAUGCCUACUCAGACAAGCAGCUUUUGGAAUCAUUUUUACUGUUUCUGUCUCUUCUGUCCUUGCAAAAUCAGUCACUGUUGUUAUUGCCUUCAAUGCUACCAAACCUGGAAGCAAGAUAAAUAAGUGGGUGGGAUCCAGAGUGUCCAUCUGUCUGGUCUUUCUCUGCUCUCUAGGUCAGACUAUGAUCUGCACGCUGUGGUUGGCUCUUUACCCACCAUAUCCAGACUAUGACACUCAGUCUUACAUAGGAACAAUUAUAUUACAGUGUAACGAGGGCUCUCUCACUGCAUUCUACCUUGUGAUAGGCUACAUAGGAUUCCUUUCUACAGUCAGUUUCAUUGUGGCUUUCCUAGUUAGGAAUUUACCCUCUAGUUUCAAUGAGGCCCAGAUGAUCACAUUCAGCAUGCUGGUGUUCUGCAGUGUUUGGAUCUCUUCCAUCCCAACGCACCUUAGCACCAAGGGAAAAUACAUGGUAGCUGUAGAGAUAUUUGCUAUCCUGGCCUCUAGUGCAGGACUGCUGGUCUGUAUAUUCAUUCCCAAGUGCUACAUUAUAUUAUUUAAGCCUGAACUAAAUACCAGGGUACAUAUGCUAAGUAAACAUUAA